AUAUGAAACAAGCUCCUUGCGUGCAAUAUGGAGAAUCGGGUGAAAGGCAGCAGUCUUGUUUAUAGGGCGCGGUAGUGUUUACGAGUGUUUUUGCUGAAAUUAGUUAUUUAAAAAAAAAAAACUCUUCAACUCUUACAUGUUGUAACACCGAAGGACGGACAAACAAAAUGUCAGCGGAACCGGUAACGGUACGUUUGGACGAAGGCAGCGGUCCUCCGGCUGUGUUUCCAGUGGCGUUAAAGAAAAUACUGGAAAUUCCUCCGCCGAAUUUGUUGGAAUGUGCAGCUGAAAAUGAGAAAGAGAAGCUUUCAGGAGAUGAAGUGGACUCUGGAGGGGGAGUCAGUGGACUGGGGCCAUCAGCUGCCUUGACGCCUGCUAUCUGGGACAAGACAAUUCCAUAUGAUGGCAAAACCUUUCAUCUUGAGUACAUGGAUCUGGAGGAAUUUCUGAUGGAGAAUGGUAUCCCUGCUUCGGAACAAGUCCAGGAGAAGAGCCUUGCUAAAGAGAGCUCUAAGCAACUACUAGAGAAAGCCCCCACCAUCGUCCUAAAGACAGAACCAAGUCCAGCAUCUCCUGUCUCUCUUCUGCCAACCGUGGAGCUGGAGCAGUGUGAAGAAGAAGUAAUAACAACUGUUGUAUCAAACUCUGACUCAGUACAGACCAAAACAGGCCUAACCACAGAGAAGGAACGUCUGACACCAGAUCCCAUUAACCCAGAGGACAUUGAGAUAGCAGUGGCCUUCGAGCCAGAUCCUGCAGACCUUGUGCUUUCCAGUGUACCUGGAGGAGAACUCUUCAACCCUCGCAAGCAUCGCUUCAGUGAAGAGGAUCUCAAACCACAACCCAUGAUGAAGAAAGCCAAGAAAACAUUUGUGCCUGAAGACCAGAAGGAUGAGAAAUAUUGGCAAAGAAGGAAGAAGAACAACAUUGCAGCAAAACGUUCCCGGGAUGCCAGGCGGCUGAAGGAGAAUCAGAUCACAGUCCGUGCAGCCUUCUUGGAGCGGGAGAAUAUGGCUCUGAGGCAGGAGGUGGCUGAGCUGCGCAAGGACUUAGGAAACUGCAAGAAAAUCGUUGCUUUCUAUGAAACAAAAUACGGAUCACUGUAAGAGAUUGAUCCUGGCAACAGUUGGACAAUUUGUAUUUUCAGAAGAAGUCAGUAAAUCCACUCCAUCUCAUGACUAAACUGAAACCUUUACUACAGUCACAUUUUGCCUUGUUUCUUUACUUUAUUUCUAUAUUACUUUUUAUGAUGCUAGUCCAAACCUUAGACACUCUUGGAAAAAGAGGUUUUUACUGAAACCUGGCCCCAGGUAAUGGACUGUGUUUAAUAAGGUGGUGUAAGGGACAAAAUGGUGACUUAAAGGGAUUUAAAAAGCUUUAUUUUAACAGCUGAAAUCAUAUUGCACAUGGUCAGUGAAAGCAUACAUAUCUGCCUAACUGUAAUUAUAUUAAGCCCACCUAAUUGUAAUUAAAAUUUAAUUAUAUAAACAUAUUUUUUUAAAUCAUAUUUUAACCUUUAGUAACAGUUUAUUUAAAUCAUAACACAUUCAUAAACAUUGCUUAAAUAUUUUAGAAAGCAGUACUGGAGUGUGUAUGUAAGGAUUGUGUCAAAGUUUGUGAGAUGACAUAAAGGUUUUUUUGAAGUAUUGGUUAGUCUUUACACGAAAGCGAGAAGAAGCCCUGAAUAUUAAUAUGGUGUACAUAUUGUAUCUGUAUUUUUCAAACAUUUUUAAAAAUGUUUUAUAAAGUACCCCUUGUCAUCUAUCGUUUAGGGAAGUGUAUGUAGUGUAUUGAAUACUCUUCAACUGAAGUAUUAAUAAUCCAUUUGUAUUCAAAGCUAUAAUGAAGCACCAUUAAAAUACAACUACACUUGUUUGUGAAGCCAAUAUGAUAGCCAAAUGACUAAUUUUAAUACUGUCAAAAUAAAGUGAUAAUCAUAUUUGUAUUUAUAAGUUUGAAGCACUGUGUAUACCUUCUCAAAUUAAUAAGGAUAAAAAAUGAUCUCAGUUGGCUCUUAAUGAUAUUUGGGGGUUCAUUCUUAGACGUUCUUCCUGGAAGCAUGAGGAAGAGAAUUAAGGUUGAAAUUCAGAUUGAAUGGGUGGUUAUGUGACUUGGUGAGUUGGGAUGGCGAGAUGGAAAACACUGUGUGUAAAACCAGUAUGUCUUGUGACUGAAUCAUUAUUCCAACUUCUCUAUCUCUCAAAAUGUCAUGUGACCAAAUUGGCUCGUGCAUUUUUAAUUGAACAUUUUUACUGUUACAGAUUCAUAGAAAGAUAAAUAAAAAUAGUACAACAGGGGAGUACACUAAAUUCUAUGCUUUUCUUGUUUCUAAUUUUGUAGACUUUCAACUGUGGUGAAUGGUAAAGAGGCUGUUCAGUUAUUUCUGAUCUAAAGCAUACCCAUUACUCAUGUUUGAUGGAAGGGCUUCUUUUUCAAGGUAGUUAUAUUACCAUACUGCCUUAGAUGUGAGUUUAUCAGGGACUACUUUGCAUCUCAUAUUAUCAGUGCAUUUACUUGAGCUGCUUUGAAUUAUUUGUUGACUAAAUAUGAGAUUUCUAUCUGUAGAUAUUAUAGAUAAAAGUUAAUGGCAUUGUGUCUCAGCGACGUUAACCUGUUAAAAGUUUGGUUAAUAUACUAGAGCUUCCUGAAAGAAUGAUGUUUGUCUCUUUUGUUAAUAGAAUGAAACUGCCCACCAGGCACUGAGUAAAUGUUUUUUAAGCAAAUAAAUUAUUUAGCCCUUUAAGUGUGACUUUAAACUGAAAUUCUGAUUGGUCACCAGAAAGGGUUGGUGUACUGGCAAGCUCCAGGUCAAUAAUCUCAGAAACAUGGUUCAGAAUGCAAGAUUGGAUUUCCAGGUUCUAACUUGAAAGGAAAGAGAUGUACCACAUUUUUUUUUAUCUGUACUGCAUGUCUAAUCAAAGCUUUAUUUCAUGUUGAAAGGGGAUUUAUACUUGUGUUUCUAUAUUCAGAAAUCUCUGGUCUGAGGUCACUAUCACUCUAGUUCAUGUCUGUUACUGAGCAAACAUCAUUCCAGCUCCAGAUCUAUACAGACUGAGUCCAGUUCUAGGCUUUAACACACUGACCAGGGCUGGUAAUUAACCAUUUGUGAGCAGGGAGAACAUUAAACUGUGCUGUAAUGACCUCUGGUUUAUAGAAUAUUGCUUUUUUGUAACUUCUGUGCUGAAGGUUCCCUGCUUAUACAUGUUAUUAAAGAGAUUGUGUUUUGUCAGUA
Molecule: messenger RNA, 3232 nt
Organism: Pangasianodon hypophthalmus (striped catfish)
Lineage: Eukaryota; Metazoa; Chordata; Actinopteri; Siluriformes; Pangasiidae
Gene: tefa
Product: TEF transcription factor, PAR bZIP family member a
Exons: 4
Coding region: 168-1106 (312 amino acids)
Biological process (GO): regulation of transcription by RNA polymerase II
Cellular component (GO): nucleus
Molecular function (GO): RNA polymerase II cis-regulatory region sequence-specific DNA binding; DNA-binding transcription factor activity, RNA polymerase II-specific
Source: RefSeq, a predicted model, not a curated record